This is a messenger RNA of Strigops habroptila (Kakapo), 2147 nucleotides long. RefSeq names its product transmembrane protease serine 9-like. Gene Ontology annotation, molecular function: serine-type endopeptidase activity. The coding region runs from base 1 to 2031 and encodes 676 amino acids. The transcript has 11 exons. NCBI's taxonomy places the organism in Eukaryota, Metazoa, Chordata, Aves, Psittaciformes, Psittacidae. The record is from RefSeq and is a predicted model, not a curated record. Gene Ontology annotation, biological process: proteolysis.
AUGGCCCCCUAUGUCCUCCCUAUCACCCCAAUGCCCCCCUGUGUCCCCCUCAUGGCCCACAGUGUCCCCUCCUGGCUUCCUAUGUCCCCUUAUGACCCCUCCAAGUGCCUUCAUGGGACCUCCAUGGAUGGGAUCUCCAUGCACCAGCCCUCCAUGCAUAGGUUCUUCCUGGAUGAGACCUCCAUGAAUGGCUUCUUCAUGGAGCAGACACCACGGCUUGAGAUCCUGGUGGACACCAUCCCAGUGGAUGAGCUCUUUGUGGGGCAGAUCUCCCUGGGAGAAGCUCGCUAUGAACCUCCUGUGUGGCCCACACCUCCACGGGGUGGGAUCUCCAUUGGACAACACCCCAGUAGGUGCCACCUCCAUGGGCCAAAUGGAGGCCACAACCUCUUUGCUGAGGAGCUCCAUGGAUCUGGAAUGGCUCGUGGUGGACAUGGGGCCUUCAGCUUCAUCCCCAUCUUCAUCCUCACCACUGGUCUUCUGCUGAGGACCCCACAACUGGCGCAAGCUCAAGGGAAGGGCAACCAAGGCAAUGAGCUGACGGAGGAGGACGAGUCCCGUAUCAUCGGUGGGAAACCUUGUUCCAUCAACCAGAGACCCUUCCAAGUGGCCCUCAUCAAGAGAGGUCAGAUCCUAUGUGGAGGAAGCUUGGUAGAUGCCCAAUGGGUCCUCACAGCUGCCCACUGCAAGCAGCCAGUCAGGGACCUCAGGGUGCUGAUAGGGACGGACACCUUGAGGGAGGGGACAGGAGAACUAAGGUCCAUCUCAAGGCUUCAGGUCCACCCGUCCUACAACCCCCGCAAGAACGACAACGACUUCAUGCUCCUGAAGCUCAACAGGCCCGUCCACUUCAGCAGCAACAUCAAGAAGAUCAGGUUGGCCACCAGGUGCCCCAUGGAUGGGAUGAGGUGCAGCGUCUCUGGCUGGGGGACCACCAAGUCUCCUGGAGCGAAGCUACCUCAGAACCUGCAGUGUGCGGCCAUCCAAGCCUUUGGGAGGGACAAGUGCACCAGGGCCUAUGGGAAUGCCAUCACCCCCAACAUGUUCUGCGCUGGUGUCCCCCAAGGCGGGGUUGACUCCUGCCAGGGUGACUCUGGAGGCCCGUUGGUGUGCGAUGGGGUCCUCCAAGGGGUUGUCUCCUGGGGCAUGGCCGUCUGUGGGCGCCGAGGACAACCCGGGGUCUACUCCAACGUCUGCAGGGCCGUGCCCUGGAUCAGGAGGACCAUUGGGAGCCGGCCGCCCUGGUUGGACCGCCCCGACCAGCCCAGGCGGGGCCCGGCUGGAUUUAAAGGGGCCAGAGCCGGGUCCCCACCAGCGGCCGUGGGGGACGAGACACGGAUCGUGGGUGGCCAGAAGUGCCAGAAGAAGCGUCACCCCUACCAGGUUGUCCUCUUGGGCCCCCAGAAGAACAUCCACUGCGGUGGGGUCCUCAUCGGGAGCUCCUGGGUGCUGACGGCCGCCCACUGCGACACCAAGAGCCCCAUCCCCAUCCGCAUGGGCGACCACAGCUUGAAGACCAAGGAAGGGACGGAGCAAUGUAUCUCCUCGGCCAAAGCCUUCAUCCACCCCAACUACAACCCCACCAGCCACGACAGUGACCUCAUGCUGCUGAAGCUCCAGAAGCCCGCCCGCUUCACCGAGCACGUCCACCCGGUGGCCUUGCCCAAGAGGUGUCCCCCCCCCAACACCGAGUGCGUGGUGUCGGGCUGGGGCAGCACCAGCAGCCCCGAAGGCUACUUCCCUGAUGUCCUCCAGUGUGGUGUGGUCUACACCAUGGCCAACGAGGAGUGCAGCAGACUCUACCCCAAGGGCAUCACCAAGAACAUGCUGUGUGCUGGUGUCAGCACGGGGGGCACUGACUCCUGCCAGGGUGACUCAGGAGGUCCCCUCGUGUGCCGGGACGAGCUCCAGGGCAUUGUGUCCUGGGGGAUGCAGGUCUGCGGCCAACAGGGCAAACCUGGGGUCUACACCCGCGUGUGUGAGUUCACCCCCUGGAUCCAGGACAUCAUGAGGAGGAACAGCCACAUCUGAGCCACCAGCAGAAGGAAAGGUCUUCUCCUCCCACCCCGCGACCAUCAGGUGUCUUCUUCUCCCUUCUCCCCUCCCCUAUGGCACCUUCUUGAUGGAAUAAAGCCCUGUGAAACGUG